CCAUCUUCCUCAAAUCAUCACUCACAUCACAUCACUAUCUUUGCUUCUUCUUCCUUCAUUUAUCAAAACAAUAUGGUGUCCAUGAUUGCUCGCAGCGGCCGCCAAUUGCAGCGUUACAAUCAGAACCAACGCCAACUCGUUGGAUGUAUACCCUACAGAAUUAAAGGUGGGUCUGACAGGGAGUCAGAGGAUGCAUUAGAAGUUCUUGUCAUUAGUGCACAAAGGAAAGGCAAAGGAAUGUUAUUCCCUAAGGGUGGAUGGGAAUCUGAUGAAUCUAUCAAAGAGGCCGCGCUAAGAGAGUCGAUGGAGGAAGCCGGAGUGCUUGGAACAGUGGAGGGGGUGCUGGGCAAAUGGUGCUUCAAAAGCAAAGGCAAUGAUGCAUACUAUGAGGGGUGCAUGUUUCCGUUACUUGUUAAGGAGGAACUUGAUGUAUGGCCCGAGAAAGACAUUCGUCAACGAGUUUGGAUGAGCGUGUCAAAGGCCAAAGAAGUUUGUCAAUAUACUUGGAUGAAGGAAGCGUUGGAUUUAUUAGUGAGGAGACUUGAGUCUGCUCCUAAAAUUAAUUUAUGAACAUAUGUUUAUUUGUAAAUAUGACGAGAUUUUGAAAGGUAAUUACCUGCGACCAAGAAGAAGAAGAACGACAUCUUGAAAGGUUACAUGACAAGAUCAAAAGCAAAAUCUUUGUAUACGCAAUGUUUCAUAUUCAUCUUGCAUUGGUUUUGUUUCUACACGUUGCCCAUAAACCAUAAUCCUAAAGGGCUGUGAUUAGUUUGGAUAGCUAAUAGUUACUAUAAUGACAAUUGUUUUUACUGUUGUAAUAA
Helianthus annuus (common sunflower) is the source of this 821-nucleotide messenger RNA. RefSeq names its product nudix hydrolase 18, mitochondrial. Gene Ontology annotation, cellular component: nucleus; cytoplasm. The record is from RefSeq and is a predicted model, not a curated record. Gene Ontology annotation, molecular function: pyrophosphatase activity. The transcript has 4 exons. NCBI's taxonomy places the organism in Eukaryota, Viridiplantae, Streptophyta, Magnoliopsida, Asterales, Asteraceae. The coding region runs from base 73 to 570 and encodes 165 amino acids.